This is a messenger RNA of Dryobates pubescens (Downy woodpecker), 777 nucleotides long. It is a transcript of the gene IL21, whose product is annotated as interleukin 21. Gene Ontology annotation, molecular function: cytokine receptor binding. The coding region runs from base 1 to 777 and encodes 258 amino acids. The record is from RefSeq and is a predicted model, not a curated record. Lineage: Eukaryota; Metazoa; Chordata; Aves; Piciformes; Picidae. Gene Ontology annotation, biological process: positive regulation of natural killer cell mediated cytotoxicity; immune response. The transcript is spliced from 7 exons. Gene Ontology annotation, cellular component: extracellular region.
AUGGAGAGGAGGAUGAUUAUUUUCUGUAUGCUUUUCUUCUGUUUCAGUGUGGCACAGACUACAGGUCCACACAAACGAACAAAAUACCAACAGAUUUUAAAGACAAUCAAAUAUUUACAAACCACAGUGAAAGAUAAGGAUGUUGAAUUGCUGCAUACACCAGAAAACCCUGUGGAUGGAUGCCUGUCCGCAGCUGUGACCUGCUUCCAGCAGGGCAUACUGAAAUUACAGCCAGAAAGCAGACAAGUCAAUUCUACAUUCACCCAAACUGUUAAAGUCUUGCAAAGAUUCACCAUCAGCAACUCUGGACAGCAGUGUGACUCAUCAUGUGAAUCUUACCAGAAAAAAACUCCCAAGGAGUUUCUGAAGAGCUUUGCAAAACUAAUCCAAAAGGUCUUAAAAGAAUCAACUGCUAAGCAAUAUGCAAAGCUGCUGCUCCAACUGCAAUGGAUUUUACAGUCACAGGAUCAUCAGGAUACUUCAGAAACAAACAGUUGGGCAAGGGAUGCUUACUCUCUCAUGCAUUCACUUAUGGAAUAUAUGACUGAAGCUGCUAUGAUGCAUUUGCCACCAAUAAAUCACUGUCGAUCUUUCCUUCGGCAAGCUAUGGAAAGUAAAAAGUACAGCAAUUUGAAUAACGGUGGGAAGACCAACGCCCAAGCAAAUUUCUCCAUCGCUUUGGCUUCCACUGCUGAAUUCAACAAUAAGAAGCCGAGAAACAGCACUAAGAUUUCAACCUUGCUUUCCCCAGUAUACUCCACUGACCUUCACAUCUAG